AUGUUGAAGCCAUUGAUAAUUUUUUUCAUAGUUGCUUUUGGUUAUCCUAUUCAAGCAAUAAAUAAAGAUGAUUUACUUGUUGUUGCGGUUGCUACUAAUGAAAAUGAUAAUUAUCAUCGUUUUAUUCGAUCAUUAAAUGUUUAUGGUUAUAAAUAUGAGAUUUAUGGCCUUGGUCAAGUUAGAACAAAUGCUGAACAAAAAAUGAAAAUUCUUCAAGAAAAUCUUGUUCGUUAUAAGGAUGAUAAAACAAAAGUUAUUCUAUAUACUGAUGCUUAUGAUGUAAUAUUUACUCAAGGACCAGAAUUUGUACUUAAUAAAUUUGAAACACUAAAACCAGCUCGUAUUGUAUUUGGUGCUGAAGAUACUUGUUGGCCUGAUGAAAAUUUACAAUAUGGUUAUCCAAUGGUUGAAAGUAAAGAAAAACGUUUUUUAAAUUCUGGUGGUUUUAUGGGUUAUGUAUCGGAUAUAUAUGAAAUGAUUACAAGUCAAGAUGAAAUUAAAGAUGAACAAUUAUUUUUUACAAAAGUUUUUCUUGAUGAAAAUCUUCGAAAUAAAUGGUCGAUUAUACUUGAUAAACGUGCUGAUAUAUUUAUGAAUUUAAAGAAUGCUAUUGAUGAAAUUGAAUUACCAUCUAAUGAAGGUGAUGUUUAUGUACACAAUACUUGGACAGAUUCAAUUCCAACGGUUAUUCAAGGCAAUGGUCCUGCUAAUAAAGUUUUAAAUUAUUUAAGUAAUUAUAUUGCUCAUACUUGGUCAUCAAUUGAUGGAUGUUUACAAUGUAAAGAAAAUUUAUUUGAUGUAACUCAAAUUGAUGAUCUUAUGCAAUGGCCUAUGGUUUAUAUCGCUUUAUUUAUUGAAUUUCCAACACCAUUUCUUCGAGAAUAUUUUGAAAAAAUAAUGAAAAUUACUUAUCCAAAACAACGUUUGGGUUAUGAUAUAACCGAAGGUGAAGCACGAGAACAAGCAAUUCGUGAAUGUCAAGAUGAUAAAUGUGACUAUUUAUUUGCUCUUGAUUCAAUUGCUCAUAUUGAUCAACCAGAUACAUUAAUUCAAUUAAUAACAUUUAAUCGAAGUGUUGUUGCACCUAUGCUUUUACGACCUGGACAAACAUGGAGUAAUUUUUGGGGUGAUUAUUCAGAUCAAGGAUUUUAUCAACGAUCACCUGAUUAUAUGGAUAUUAUUAAUUAUAAAAAAAUGGGUCUUUUCAAUGUUCCACAUGUUGUUCAUGCUUAUUUAAUUAAUGGUUCAUUGCUUCAACGUUUUACACCGAAAUAUAUCGAUUCUAAUACAGAUCCAGAUGUAAAAUUUUGUCAAUCAUUACGAGAUGCCGGAUAUUUUAUGUAUGUAAAUAAUGAACUAAACUAUGGACAUUUGAUUGAUUCAGAUAAUUUUAAUAUAUCAUUAAUUAAACCUGAAUUAUAUGAAAUAUUUAAUAAUGUUAAAGAUUGGAAAGCUCGUUAUCUUCAUGCAGAUUAUUAUAAAGCUCUUGAAGCAAAUACAACAGUUGAACAACCAUGUCCUGAUGUAUAUUGGUUUCCAUUUGUAACUAAAGAAUUUACUGAAGAUUUAGUUUAUCUAAUGGAAACAUUUAAUCAAUGGUCAGGAUCAUCACAUAGUGAUUCUCGAUUAGCUGGUGGUUAUGAAAAUGUUCCAACAGAUGAUAUUCAUAUGACACAAGUUGGUUUACAAGAACAUUGGUUAUUUAUUCUUCGAGAUAUUGUUCAACCAAUACAACAAAAAGUUUUUACUGGUUAUUAUAGUGAUCCACCAAAAGCUGUACUUAAUUUUGUUGUUCGUUAUAUGCCUGAUCGUCAAAAUAAAUUACGACCUCAUCAUGACGCAUCAACAUAUACACUUAAUCUUGCAUUGAAUGAUGCUGAAAAAGAUUUUGAAGGUGGGGGUUGUCGAUUUGUUCGAUAUAAUUGUUCGGUAUCAUCAACACGUCGUGGUUGGGCAUUAUUACAACCAGGUCGUUUAACGCAUUUACAUGAAGGCUUACCAGUAACAAAAGGAAUAAGAUAUAUUAUGGUUUCAUUUAUUGAUCCAUAA
This is a messenger RNA of Rotaria sp. Silwood2, 2049 nucleotides long. NCBI's taxonomy places the organism in Eukaryota, Metazoa, Rotifera, Eurotatoria, Philodinida, Philodinidae. The record is from the annotation of a GenBank genome assembly.